AUGAAUCACCACCACUACAUUCCCGCACCACCACCACCACCACCAUCGCCGCCGCCACCACCACCACCAAAACUCCAACUCCAAUCUCCACCCCUAAUAUUGAUUCCUCAACCACCACCAUCUCCUCCUCCUCCUCCUUCUGCUCCUCCUCCUCGUCCACCACCACCUCCAACACCACCAACAUUCAAGUCUCCACCAUUAACAUUGAUCCAUCCACCAGCACCACGAUCAAAAUCCAAAUUCAAUGAUAUUCUUUCACCACCAUCACCAAAAUGA
Hemisphaericaspora subhashii is the source of this 276-nucleotide messenger RNA. RefSeq lists its product as uncharacterized. NCBI's taxonomy places the organism in Eukaryota, Fungi, Ascomycota, Pichiomycetes, Serinales, Debaryomycetaceae. The transcript has a single exon. Bases 1 to 276 code for a protein of 91 amino acids. The record is from RefSeq and is a predicted model, not a curated record.